This is a messenger RNA of Arvicanthis niloticus (Nile rat), 1013 nucleotides long. It is a transcript of the gene Atp6v0b, whose product is annotated as ATPase H+ transporting V0 subunit b. Gene Ontology annotation, biological process: proton transmembrane transport. The record is from RefSeq and is a predicted model, not a curated record. Gene Ontology annotation, cellular component: proton-transporting V-type ATPase, V0 domain. Lineage: Eukaryota; Metazoa; Chordata; Mammalia; Rodentia; Muridae. Gene Ontology annotation, molecular function: proton-transporting ATPase activity, rotational mechanism.
CACAUGCGCCGGUCAGGUGGCGCUGCGGGGCGGGUCGACAGACUGCGGGGCGGACGGUGGACGCGGUAAAGCUCAGGUCCCACCGAUCCGACCCCUGCUGUCGCUGCUGCCAUGACGGGGCUGGAGUUGCUCUACCUCGGGAUCUUUGUGGCCUUCUGGGCCUGCAUGAUCGUCGUGGGAAUCUGCUACACCAUCUUUGACCUGGGCUUUCGCUUUGAUGUGGCAUGGUUCCUGACGGAAACUUCCCCCUUCAUGUGGUCGAAUCUAGGCAUUGGCCUAGCAAUUUCUCUGUCUGUGGUUGGAGCAGCCUGGGGAAUAUAUAUUACUGGCUCUUCCAUCAUUGGGGGUGGGGUGAAAGCCCCCAGAAUCAAAACCAAGAACUUGGUCAGCAUUAUCUUCUGUGAGGCGGUGGCCAUCUAUGGCAUCAUCAUGGCAAUUGUCAUCAGCAACAUGGCUGAGCCUUUCAGUGCUACUGACCCCAAGGCCAUUGGCCAUCGAAACUACCAUGCAGGCUACUCCAUGUUUGGGGCUGGCCUCACAGUCGGUCUGUCCAACCUGUUCUGUGGAGUCUGCGUGGGCAUCGUGGGCAGUGGGGCCGCCCUGGCCGAUGCACAGAACCCCAGCCUCUUUGUAAAAAUUCUCAUCGUGGAGAUCUUUGGCAGUGCCAUUGGCCUCUUUGGGGUCAUCGUCGCGAUCCUUCAGACCUCCAGAGUGAAGAUGGGUGACUAGAUGACCUGUGUGGGUGGGGCCGUGCCCCACUGUUAUUUAUUGCUGGUUUUCCUGGGACAGCUGGAGCCGUGUCCCUUAGCCUUUCUGGGGCUUGGUGUUCAGGGCCCUCCUGCACUCACCUCUUGAUGCCUGUUGACUUUGGAGGCAUUGCAGUCCAGACUGAACCCCAGUGUGGGGAGUGGGCUACUGAUGGUGACUGUGUACAGCUGUGCACCCAUGGCCCCCCAACCCCCAUCCAGCCCAUCUUCCUAGUGUUUGUGAAAUAAACUUGGUAUUUGUCCCAA